Molecule: messenger RNA, 397 nt
Organism: Phytomonas sp. EM1
Lineage: Eukaryota; Euglenozoa; Kinetoplastea; Trypanosomatida; Trypanosomatidae
Source: the annotation of a GenBank genome assembly
UGCUCUAUAUAUUCAUGUCUGCAUACACUCAAGUAUAUUGAAGAGGUUCAAUCCAAAAAAAAUCAUUAACAGCGGGAUACAUAACUAAAUAUACAGGUUCGGUACGAAAGGGUGUGUCGCUUCUUCGUUGUAACUCUAAUAAAGCGUCUAAUGCCUGUUAGCUUGGAUGCCAUGAUGAAGAGGCCCGCAGUAUGUUAUACAAUUUUCAAGGAAACAUAUAGGGGCACUCUGGAGGCAACCGAUGCGGGUUUCAAUGUAGUUUUUUCUGAAUGCACAUCUCACAAUGACGGCAGUGAUGUUGGAAAACCUAAUGCACUCACAUUUCUCCGAGGCGACACGGUCGUGUAUUUGGGUUCCGAUGCCCCUAUUGGGUCUUCAUAGUAAGCAAACGGGAAAA